Crotalus tigris (Tiger rattlesnake) is the source of this 2910-nucleotide messenger RNA. Its product is annotated as E3 ubiquitin-protein ligase RNF170-like. The transcript has 6 exons. Gene Ontology annotation, molecular function: ubiquitin protein ligase activity. NCBI's taxonomy places the organism in Eukaryota, Metazoa, Chordata, Lepidosauria, Squamata, Viperidae. Bases 2086 to 2706 code for a protein of 206 amino acids. The record is from RefSeq and is a predicted model, not a curated record.
CUGUAUUUUCUUUUGCAUAAGAUAAAAGGGAGGGAAAGGGAGAUUGUCAUUUAAGUAUGAAAAUAAUUUUUCCUUCUUUCUUGACAUCAGAAAGUAAAGAUAGAGCAUUUUGAAAAAGAUAUUUAAUAUUAAUUUCAAUUUUAGUUUAAGUGCUGGAAGUCUUAGCCACAUUCUAUGCUAAAUUCUUCCCUGAAAUCAUACAGAAAACAUGAACACAACUUAAAAAUUAAACUUAGCUGAACUUUAUGCAUUUUUUGUUUACAUUAGGGUGUAGUAAGCUGUAUCCAAAGGUGAGCUGUUUCAGCUUACAGAAAGUAGGUUGAUUCUUCCUCAUUGUAUGCUACCCAAAAACAUCUCUGAGGAUUGAGAGAUCUCGUACAGUAUGAGUUACAAUACAAAAAGCUGCAAUAGAAGAGGAACAAAAGUUGAGUACUUCAUAGAUCUGUUGACACACAUUUAAAAUCGGGGUGUUCUUAACAGUAGUGAGCAAAGAACAGCAGAUCUGUGAUUUGAGGUCCUCUUGGAUUUGCAUGUUCUAUAGAGCAGUAGAUGCAGGCCAUGGCCAGAGAGCUCUUUACCAAGAUUUGAUUGGUAUGCCAAUUUGAAGACUUUUUGGAGUGAAAAACUGUUAUGAGAAUAACUCAUGCCCUCUUCACCUUACAAUUAGGUUACUGAAACUCAGUAUGCAUUUGGCUGCCUUUGAAGAUAACUCAGAAGCCAAAGUUGGCUCAGAUAAUAAGUUUAACAGUGUAACCCCAGUGCUUUGAUUUAUGUACUGGCCAUUCAUCUGCUCCCAGGUCCAAUUCAACAUGUUGGUCAUGAUCUAUGAAGCCCCACAUGGCUCAACUCCCAGGAAUUGUCAGGACCACCUUUUUCAACCAGUAUUGAACCCUUCCUGAGGUUUGAAUUCUUCUGUAUAACAGAUACAUACAUAACUAAACUAUAACCAUAAUUAUAGAACUUAAUUUUGUCACUUCUCCACCUGUCAUUCAAUAGCCAUUUUCCUGUACUAUCAUAUAGCAGGAAGAAAGACAUACACAUAUUUGGCCUUCAGUUAUUCUUUCUUUUACUGUCUCAGUAUUCUUUAAUCUUAUGUAAGCACACAAUGUAUUCUUACUUUCUUACAUUGUAAAUCUUAGGGUCAAGGCUUGCUCUUGUUAUGAUUGCAUGCUGAAUGGGGAGUGUUGGGUCUAAAUAAAUAAAUAAAUCUGCAGCACAAUUUCUAAUAACUGGUCUAUUAAGUAUUUUAUAUGCUUGACAUCUAAAAACUUCCUCUCUAGAUCUCUAGUUAAGUAAAGAGAAAACAAGACUGAAUCUCCAGAAUAUAUGCUUUUUUAGUGUAACUUGUUUUAUUAAUUUAAUAGCCUCUAAACCAGAAAUAAUGGCAAGAUAGUGUUAGUUCUAUGUAUGUACAUGUGUGUGAGAGUGCACACGUUUGUACAUAGACAUGUGAGUGCCAGUGUGGUGUAGUGGUGAAAAGCUAAAAGUCAAAAGACUGUGAAUUCUGGUUUUGUCUUAGGCACAAAGCCAACUGGGUGAUCUUGGGCCGGCCACCACAUCUCAGCCCUACGAAGGAAGCAAUGGCAAACCACUUCCAAAAAUCUUGCCAAGAAAACUGCAGGGACUAGUGUAGGUAGUCAUCAGAAGUCAAGACUGACUCAAAAGCAUUUGUACAGAGAGAUAGAGUGUGUGUGAAGAUCAGUCUGCCGACUUAGUCUUUGAGGAGAGAUAGAGAGAUUUUUCAAGUGGCAUGCAAAUGCCUCAAUGAAUCAUUAACUCUGUGUAACAAUAAUUUCUUUUUAUAACUCAUCUGAGAUGCUGGACUUAGCUCAAAAUAAACAGAGCCCAGCUCUGAUGCUUUUUUUAAACCAGGAGUCACUUAAAACUACAAAUGGGGUCUCGGGUCAAAGAUAAGGAAGCAGCUUUUUUUGACCCGAUCUGUCUGCUGAUCGGGAACUGUAAAUGUCCACAGACCUUUUUGUUAUGUUGCUUAAAAAGAACUCUCCAGAUUCUGUUUGGAUUACACAGUUAAAAGAGUGAACUGUCUCCAACAAUAUAUCAGAGUUCUCAAUUUAAAGACAAGAAAUGAGUUCCUUGGAAAAGAAAUGUGUUCCUUCAUCCUCCAGAAUAGAACGUCUUCAACGAUGGCAGCAAUGCUACCCCAAUGAUUUGAGCUGUCCUAUCUGUCUCCAAACUGCUAAUUUCCCUGUAGAAACCAACUGUGGACAUUUCUUUUGUGGUUACUGUCUAAUUGAAUACUGGAAACAUGGGUCUUGGCUAAGAGCAAUCAACUGUCCACUGUGCAGGCAAGAAGUUGUUUUUUUGUACACCUGUUCUGAAAACCGGCCUGACAAGAAAAGCAAGCGAACUUUCUAUGACAUCAGAACUUACAACAAACGCUUCUCAGGAUACCCUCAGCCUUUUAUAGAUCAUCUUUAUGACAUACCCCUCCUUGUCCCUGUUAUCCUAAGAGGAAUCUUUACGCUAGCUGGCCUCCUGUGGAUCUUUCUCUUCAGAGUUGUCAUCUGUUUUUUUGGCACCAUCCUGUGCUCGACCUGUCCACUUGAAAUGAUGCCUGAACCUCUUUGUGGGAUCUUGCAGGCAGCUGAUAACUUAGCUGUUAUAAUCUUACUUUUGAUUAGCUUUAUAAACAUUUGCCCUCGAAUAGAAUCAGAAGGCACAAACAUGAUGAUCUAUAGGGAAUAAAAUAUUACCUUGGCAUCAUCAUGGAAGGAACUGCAAUGUCUCUGAAAGGUCAAAAUUAACCAGGCCAUGAUACAUUUAUAAUGGAUUUAUAAUGGACUUAGUUUUAAAAAGUGAUUAAGGGCUAUUGUAUUGCAUUGAACUGUAAGCAAAUGAUAGAGAAUAUUUUGGCCAGAUGUUGUUAUGCUAAUAAAGGACUAAAACCCA